CACCAGCAGCGGAGCACCUCAGCCACGGGGGACUGGCCGCCGCGCCGUGCUGCGCCUCGCCGCACAGGUGGGCAACAUCAAGGCGAGCCUCGCGGCUCUGUCUUCGCUGGGCGUGUGCUUGGACGGGGUGUCGGCGCGCGAUGUGCGGGACGGCUCCCUGAGGGCCGUGCUGGCUCUCCUGUUCGCGCUCUCGCGCUACAAGCAGCAGCAGAAGCAGCAGAGGCACGUGCAGCACCAGCACGCCGCACACGACGACAUGCCCAGCAGGCUGCCGGCCCCAUUCAGCAAGCAGCAGCAGCAGCAGCAGCAGCAGGCCCACGCGCAUGCGCAAGCCCAAGCGCAGGGUGCGCAGGCGCAUGCGGGGCCAGGCCACAGCAGCAUCCCCACACCAGGCCGCCGAGCUGCUGCCUCACCGGCCACCGUGCACAACGCCGGUGCGACUAAGCCCGUGUCCAGCAGCAGUUCCCGGUCUACCAGCCCAUCGGCUGCUGUGCAGUCCUUCAUCCCCACACCCAAGUCCACGCCCCGAGCUUCUAUACCGGAUAAGCAUCUACCGCCCAACAGUACAAGGAGUAACACCCCACCAAAUAGUAACCGAUCGUCCGUAAGACAGCCUGCUGGAGGUUUGAGUAGCCCGUACAGUUUACCGACCAACAAUCAGAUACCAGCGGGUAAAAACGCUAUGCUUGAUAAGCUGAAGAUUUUUAACUCAAAGGAAAAAAUUGAAAGGGUAAAAGGAGGUAAUGCCGUCGUUUCGAAGAGAACAUCGAGUUCAAGUGGCUUCAGUUCUGCGAGAUCAGAAAAGAGCGAUUCUUCAACCAGCCUGUGUAGUGAUGUCAAAACAGCAACAAGUGCUCCAUUACCUUGCAACGAUGGACCCAGCCCAAAAUCUGUUGUGCGUGGGCUCAGGAAUAAACUUGUGAAAAGCAGUUCACCAAAAACUGCUCGUAAAAAUGAUUCACCAAAACAAACACAUCGCAAUGUUCCAAAAGUUAACAAUGAGACUGAAGUGAGAGGAAGCAGAUCUGAUAUUGGAAGUAAAAUGCCAGACUUCCACUAUGCAGAAAUUGAUAAUCCUAUUAAACAAUCAAAAAUUUCUAAUUUAAUUCAGCCAAAGACAUCCAAAUUGAAUACUACUUCUGGUGGUAGCAGUAUCCCUAAACCCAUGGCUGCUAUUAAAGGAACAAGUAAAACAAAUAAAGAUGAAACUCCUACAAUUCCAACUAAACCAGCACUGCCACCUCGGCAGAAACAGUUUGGUUGGGAUGACAACUCAAGUGGUGCUGUCAGUGUAGCAAUGGUCUCGCCAAUGCCAAAUAUUGCAUCAGCUGAAUCUGGCACCAAAAUGAGUGAAUCUAGUAAUUCAACUUCAAAUUCAACUGGUCGAUCAAUCUCAUCUGAUAGCAGUGUAAUUUUCCAGCCAAGUUCAGAGAGUGGCAGUGAUGGAGGAAAGGGGCCUGAAAUAGCAAAGCCACUGUCAAAAAUGAUAGAGACCACUUUUGACAACUCCAAUAAGAUAAUAACGCAGGAAACCAGGACAGCACAAUCGAGGGAAACAACCUUUGGUGAAGAAGAAGAAAGUAUGAUGAAUGUGAAGCCUAUGCAGCCAUUAUUGAGAGGCUAUACAGGUGGUCUUAUAGUUCCAGGCCACACCAUUUCUCCCAGUCUUCAUAUUUCCCACUUAGGUUUCCAAAAUGAAGUUAAAUGCCUAAACUACCCUUCAGAAAUGAAUAUAUCCACUGAUUUAAAAAGAGGAGUUGGUGAUGGAGGCUACUGUGAUACAGAUUUAAGAAAUUCUUCAGGUUACAUGUCAGAUGGGGAAAUGAUGAGGUCAGGAGCAGUGUCAUGCCACAUCCCUGAUGUUUGUGAUGGUUAUAUGUCAGAAGGUGGUGCAUCCUUAUACAUCCGCAGACAACAAAUUUAUCAGCAGAGCAAAUUCGAAGCACCAAACACGAACUCACGAAAUUGUAAUACUGAGGCAGCCUCUAACAGGGGCAAGCCUAAGAGAUCUGAUGACUCAAGCACGUCUGGCUCUGUAGCAGACCUGUGUGGAGCUGACCAUCGUCCUGGCCAUACGCAAAGCAAGCAGCAGCAUCAGAAGACUGCGCAGAGUAGUAAGCUUGUUGUCUCCAACAACAAAAAAACAGUGUCUGCAUCAUUUAAUCCUGGUGAGGUGCCUCAAGUAGUCUACAGGGUCGUCGGUACUCAUUCUAAUGCAAAAAAGUCUGACAGCAGUCAGCAAACUGAUUAUAGUGCCUUCAGACAAGUUUCCAACAACCAGUGGAAAAAGUAUGUCGAGGGAGGAUUACAGAGAGGAAAAUCAGACUUGGAAGUGGUGAGGCCACGUUCAUCUCCCAACAAUGGGCAGACAGCACGUAGGCCAGAGAAGAAUGAAAAAUUGCGAAGGAUGGGUGUGAAGGAUGAAGUACCACCUAAAGAGCGGGAGUAUGGCAGUGGAGAGAAAAUGGCAAGACCAGCAACAUCCCUACGUUCGAAUGGGGAGGGUAAGAGUAGUGGUGGCAGUGGGGGUAAAGUAAGAGGAGUACCUCAAAGUUUUGGUUAUGUGAAGAGACCAUCAAGUGGUGGGGGAAAGGGUGGAGGUGAAACUCGUACAGCACAAGUAGCUGCAGUGCCACGAACAAAGCUGAAAGUGUCUGGUGGGACACAGACAUGUAGUGCAGACCUACAACAGCAACAUCACCAUCAUCAACAACAACACCAACAGCAGCAGCCACAGCAACAACAUCACCACCACCACCAUCACCAGCAGCAGCAGCAGCAGCAACAGCAGCAGCAGCAGCAGCAACAACAACAACAACAACAACAACAACAGCAACAACAACAAUAUAAGCUGUCACAAAGUGUCCGUGAGCGACUUCUGUUGGGAUCACAAAGUCUCCCUCCACGUUCAUCUCCUCUCCGUUCAACUGAUGGCUCUCUUUCAGACACAACUGCAACUCAUUAUGCCGAAUUGCAGUCAUAUAGUCCAUACAGUGCCUGGUUGCGACACAGCUCCACAUACACAGCCUCACUGCCCGCUCGGACAACUGCAGUUGGGCUUGUGGAGGCCGACAGUGUUGAAUCUCUGUGUUCACUGCCUGCACAGCUGCAACACCGAGCCAGCCUCACACACACACGUUUAUUAAUGCACCAGCGUGAUGCUACAGCAUCACCUGUGCCUCGCCUUAACCGCAGUAAUAGUAUUAGGUCAACUAAAUCAGAGAAGCUUUAUCCGUCCAUGCUGCAGCGCUCUGAAGAAAUUGAACCCUACUACUGUGUUCCUCUUGGAGCCUCACAGCCAACUAGCCCCACUCCCAGCCAAGUUUCUCAAGGAACUCCUUCGAGAUUCAACUAUCCUGUGUCCCCUAUUACAUCUUCUGCAUCUAGUCAUGUUUUGAGCCGCACCAGCAUGUCGCCUUACUCUGGUUUGCUGUCCAAAACAAACUCUAAAGAUGAUGAAGUACAUGGUUCAUCAGUAAGUCUAGUAUCAACAACAUCAUCCUUGUACAGUACUGCUGAAGAGAAGCAAGCACAUGAAAUCCGAAAACUGAGGAGAGAGCUGAUGGAUGCACAAGAGAAAGUCCACACUCUUACAAGCCAGUUAUCUACCAAUGCACAUGUUGUGUCUGCAUUUGAGCAAUCCUUAUCAAAUAUGACACAGCGACUUCAGCACCUUACUUCAACAGCUGAGAGAAAGGACUCUGAGCUGCUUGAGUUACGGCAGACUAUAGAACUACUUCGGAAGCAAAGUGUAGAAGCAGGCCUAACUUCAGCUCAUAUACAGAGUAUGUCUCCAUCACUGGCUCGAAGGCACACGAUUAAUGCCACUGCUGCACUAAAUGGCAAGGGAACCAACAUGUCUCGUCAGUUGUCUGCUGACUCUGUAUCCAGUAUCAACUCUCUGUCAUCAGCCUGCAGUCUUUCAAGUUCAGCUCAUGCACAAGAUGGACAUGGGAAGAAGAAGAAAAAAGGCUGGUUGCGAAGCUCAUUCAGCAAAGCAUUCUCACGCUCAAAGAAGAACAAAAAUGGUUCUGUAUCAGAUGUUGAGGACUCUAGAGGCCUGCAUUCAGAUAUGUCUGCCCCUUCAUCUCCACUUCUUAAUGACCCCCACCAAAUGAAUGGGGGAGGUCCCACUAUAAAGGGAAGCCAGUCAUCAUCUGCGAUAUAUGGACAAGACUCUCAGGAUGGGUCUAACAGUGACGUCGUAGAAGAACUUAAGAAACAACUGCGUGAGAAAGAUCUUGUGCUGACUGACAUACGCCUUGAAGCUCUCAGCUCUGCACAUCAACUGGAAUCAUUGAAGGACACUGUUAUUAAGAUGAGGAAUGAAAUGCUAAAUCUGAAACAAGACAAUGAGAGACUCCAAAGGAUAGUAACUAGCAAGUCAUUGACGUCCUCGCAGAGCUCAUUGCCCAUAACAGAUAACAUCGAAAGAAGAUUUAGUAUGACUGAAACAACCACAAUACCAAUACCAGUUGAUGGAGAUGGGAAAAGAAUACUAGUAUCAGUUCUGCUUGGAAGCCAUGGGAACUAUCAGAAAUACAUGGAAGAGGGAAACAAUGCAUCUCAAUGUGUCAUUGCUGCAGUUUCUGUUAGUACCAAAACAAAAUGGGACAUGCUGGACUGUAUGGUUCGAAGAGUAUUCAAAGAGUAUGUUCUGCGUGUUGAUCCUGUUUCCAACUUGGGUUUAAGUGCAGAGUCAUUGUGGAGUUACCACAUUGGAGAUGUUGUACGCUAUAAAGAUAGUCCAGCUCCUGAGCUUUUGCCAUGUGGUUAUCUGGUUGGAACAAACAACAAUAUUUUACUUUGCCUAAAAGGAGCAGUGCAUUCUGGAAGUGUGGAUGCAUUAGCAUUUGAAACUCUCAUUCCAAAGUCAAUUGUACAAAGAUAUGUAUCAUUGCUGAUGGAACACCGAAGGAUAAUACUGUGUGGUCCAAGUGGCACUGGAAAAUCAUACUUGGCCAAUAAGCUUGCCGAGUUUCUUGUUUUAAAAGAAGGAAAGGAAUCUACAGCAGAAGCUAUCGCUACUUUCAAUGUUGAUCACAAAAGUAGCAAAGAACUUAGACAGUAUCUUGCAAAUGUUGCUGAGCAGUGUGAAAGUAAUGCUUCAGAUUUGCCCUCAGUUAUUAUUCUGGAUAAUCUUCACCAUGCAGCUUCCCUUGGUGAAGUCUUUAAUGGAUUUCUGAAUGCCAAAUACUCAAAGUGCCCUUAUAUUAUUGGAACAAUGAAUCAAGCCACAUGCUCCACAACAAAUUUGCAACUGCAUCACAAUUUUCGAUGGGUGUUAUGUGCAAACCACAUGGAACCUGUUAAGGGAUUCUUGGGGCGUUACUUGCGUAGACGAUUACUGGAAGUUGAAGUACAUGAAGGUGUCAGAAAUAAUGACUUGACUCGCAUCUUGGAAUGGAUUCCAAAAGUAUGGCAACAUUUAAAUAAGUUUCUUGAAACACACAGUUCAUCAGAUGUUACGAUAGGACCACGGCUCUUCCUUUCAUGCCCUAGCAAUGUAACUGGAUCUCAGGUGUGGUUCACUGAUCUUUGGAACUAUUCUGUGGUGCCAUACUUGUUAGAGGCUGUCCGCGAAGGACUACAGCUUUAUGGAAGGAGAGCUGCUUGGGAAGAUCCAGCUCACUUCAUCUGCCAGACAUAUCCCUGGACAGGAGACAUAGUCCAGGGUGGGCCUGAAGCACUGCUGAGGCUUCGCCCUGAAGAUGUUGGCUAUGAUAUCCAACAAGGCAGUGGCAUAGGAGGAAGUAGUAUUAAAUCACUAAGCUCAACACAGAGUGAUACAGAGGGUGACCCUUUAUUAAACAUGUUGAUGAGACUACAAGAAGCUGCGAACUACUCAAGUCCUCAUAGCAAUGACUCAGAUUCGGGCAGUGGCAUUUGUACAGAUGAGAAGGAAAUCCCUCAUGUUGAAUCAACACUCUAGACCUGUAAUUUGGUCUGUGUCCAAACUAGUAUUAUGUUGGCACUUUCCUCCACCCAAAUAGUGCUUCCAUUUUAAUGUUGUACAGAUGUUUUAUUAUGGACAAUAGUGCUAUGUACUCUUCUCAUGUUUAAAUAAUAUUGUGUACAGUCACUUUUCUUUUAUGUAAAAAUUUAUUUUAAGUUGAGAUACUAUAUAUAUAAAUAAAGAAUCUGUAAAUUAUUGAAGAAGGUUGAGUGAAUGACACAAAAUUUUGAGAAAACUGGCAUCCUGUUGUUUUCAACAUGGCCAUAUUGUUCACUGAAUAGUGCUUGCUCAGAAAACAAAAAUGAGACUUUAAAAAAUGCAAAAGGAGUUCAGUAGUAAACAAAGAUAUGAUUGUUAUUAUUUUAUAAUUUAAGGUUAAUAAAUUUUUAUACCUAGUUUUAUACUAAAAUGCUAAAAAUGUUUAUAAUGUAUUUGACCAGAAAUUGGUGGUAUGUUGUUCCAUUACUGAACUGGCGAUGUAGGUUUUUGUAAUGCAAACAUCCAGCCAUAGUAUUAAUGUACAGCAUUUCCAUUUAAUGAAAGAAAUCAUCACUAAAGUCACAUUUGAUGUAUAAUUUCUGCAAUCAUUUCAAUGACUGCCUUUUCAUCACUGUUUAGUUGUUAAGCUUCCAUAUAGCAAAUAGUUAUUAACACAAAAAGCUAGUCAUCUUUUGUUCCCAUUCAUCAGAUUAUUAUUGUUUUGUCAAAGGUUUCAGAUUUAAUAUUUCUUUUUCCAGUUACAGAUAUUUUUAUAAUUGCUCACUUUUAUUAAGUUAGCAAUUUUUGCUCAAAAAUGUAUGAACAAGGUGCCACAUUUUCAACGCAGUUCAAUUCUAAACCAUUGUCUGUAUUCCUACUGUUUUAAUAUUCAGUAACACGGAGUACCGU
Molecule: messenger RNA, 6844 nt
Organism: Schistocerca serialis cubense
Lineage: Eukaryota; Metazoa; Arthropoda; Insecta; Orthoptera; Acrididae
Product: protein sickie-like
Exons: 33
Coding region: 257-5932 (1891 amino acids)
Biological process (GO): neurogenesis; nervous system development
Molecular function (GO): ATP hydrolysis activity; ATP binding
Source: RefSeq, a predicted model, not a curated record